AUGGCCUCCUCCUUCUUCUCCCUCGAAGGCCAAACAGCCCUCGUAACAGGCGGCACCCGCGGCAUCGGCGCCGCCGUAGCCGUAGGCCUCGCCGAGGCCGGCGCAGACAUCCUCCUCGUCCAGCGCGACGAGUCCUCCCAGUCCACAAAGCAGGCCAUCGAGAAGCUCGGCCGCAAGGCCACAAUCUACACGGCCGACCUCAGCUCGCAGGAGAGCGUCGCCGCGCUGGUGCCCAAGGUCCUCAAGGACGGCCACGAGAUUCGCAUUCUCGUCAACUGCGCGGGUAUCCAAAAGAGGCAUCCGUGUGAAAAGUUCCCCGAUGAGGACUUCAACGCCGUCAUGCAAGUCAACCUCAACUCCGUCUUCACAAUCACCCGUGACGUAGGAGCCCACAUGCUCAACCUCGCCCCGCACCCGACAACCGGCCGCAAAGGCUCCGUCAUCAACUACGCCUCCCUCCUCACCUUCCAAGGCGGCUUCACCGUGCCCGCCUACGCCGCCUCCAAGGGCGCCGUCGGCCAGCUGACAAAGUCCUUCGCCAACGAGUGGACGGCCAAGGGCAUCACCGUCAACGCCAUCGCGCCGGGGUACAUUGAGACGGAGAUGAACACGGCGCUGUUGAACGAUAAGGAGCGCCUCGCUAGCAUCAGCGCGAGAAUCCCCGCGGGACGUUGGGGUACGCCUGAGGAUUUCAAGGGCACGUCGGUGUACCUUGCGAGUCGGGCGAGUGGGUAUGUGAGUGGGCAUGUUUUGGUUGUUGAUGGUGGCUGGAUGGGUCGGUAA
Molecule: messenger RNA, 783 nt
Organism: Colletotrichum abscissum
Lineage: Eukaryota; Fungi; Ascomycota; Sordariomycetes; Glomerellales; Glomerellaceae
Product: 2-deoxy-D-gluconate 3-dehydrogenase
Exons: 2
Coding region: 1-783 (260 amino acids)
Molecular function (GO): oxidoreductase activity, acting on the CH-OH group of donors, NAD or NADP as acceptor
Source: RefSeq, a predicted model, not a curated record